Molecule: messenger RNA, 975 nt
Organism: Wickerhamiella sorbophila
Lineage: Eukaryota; Fungi; Ascomycota; Dipodascomycetes; Dipodascales; Trichomonascaceae
Product: Phosphatidylinositol transfer protein PDR16
Exons: 1
Coding region: 1-975 (324 amino acids)
Molecular function (GO): phosphatidylinositol transfer activity
Source: RefSeq, a predicted model, not a curated record
AUGGCUAAAAAAACUACCCGACCUAAGGGCACUAUCAAAAGGGACACGCCCUUUCCCACACCAGAACCCUCGGUAAAAAUCCCGGCGCAACCAACGCUAUCAAAGGAGGAACAGUCUAAAUACAACGAGGUUCUUGCCCAUUUCAAAUCCCUAGAGGGCGUCCACGAGAAUGAAAAGUCCAAGACAAUUGUUCCGCUCAGCUUGUCCGAAAAAGCGUGGCUUUCUAAGGAGUGCUUUUUGCGCUACUUGCGCGCAACAAAAUGGAAUGUACCCCAUUGUACUAAACGUAUCGAGGCUACCCUCGUAUGGCGUCGUACUUUUGGUGUUGACCCCACAAAAGACCUCACCCCUGACAUGAUCGCCGAGGAGAACGAAACCGGUAAGGAAGUCAUUCUGGGUUUCGACAACGAUUCCCGCCCUUGUCUGUAUUUGAAACCGGGUCGCCAAAACACCAAGCCUACUCAUCGCCAGGUCCAGCACCUUGUGUUUAUGCUUGAACGUGUGAUUGAUUUCAUGGUCCCGGGGCAAGACCAGCUAGCCCUUCUAAUUGAUCUCGCCCCUCACCCUAUUGGUAAACACAACAAGAUGCCCUCGCUGUCUCUUGGUCGCGAGGUGCUGAAUAUCUUACAGGACCACUAUCCUGAACGUCUCGGUAAGGCCCUGUUGACCCACAUUCCGCGUCUCGCUCAAAUCUUCAUGAAGCUCAUUUGGGCUUUUAUCGAUCCUUUGACUCGUGAAAAAAUUGUUUUUAACGAACCUUUUCCUAAUUAUGUGCCCUCGAACCAGCUCGAUGCCGAAUUCGAAGGCGAAGUCUUAUUUGAAUACAAUCAUGAAAAGUACUGGCCGGCCCUCGUAGCCAUGGCCAAGGCCCGACAUGAGUACUUUUUGAGACGCCAUGAAGAGUUAGGCGGUUCGGUUGGGCACAGCGAAUCUGACUUGCGUGAAGGUUUCGUGGACGAGAAACUGUUCGAGUAA